This is a messenger RNA of Sphaeroforma arctica JP610, 1364 nucleotides long. RefSeq lists its product as hypothetical. Lineage: Eukaryota; Ichthyosporea; Ichthyophonida. Bases 44 to 643 code for a protein of 199 amino acids. The transcript has a single exon. The record is from RefSeq and is a predicted model, not a curated record.
CCCAUAUUCAUUCACCAUUUUUUCAGUAAGAACGAAUAGAUAAAUGAUGGCGGUUGAGAACAGAAGCGCUCACAUUGAUGAGGACUCGGGUGUGACUGUAGAAGAUAACAGAAUCGAUGAUACAAAUGUUAAAAAUGAACAAGUCGACGAGUCAUCGGCUUCUAAAGGGAAGGGCAAGAUGAAGCGUUUGUUUAGCGUCAAAUCUAUAAACAAGCUGUCCUUCAAAAAUGACACACAAUCAUAUAAAGAUAUCGCAGAGGAACGCGCGGCGGAGAUACAGACUCUAGAAAGUAGGAUUGCCGAGCUAACACACGACGUACAACAAUUGACUCAGAAUGCUGAGGCAGCCCAAGAAACUGAGGCGAGUCUGAGAGCUGAAAUUUCACAGUAUGAGAUUGCAUCUGAGGCAGCGAAACAACGUGAAGCUGAGCUACUAAAACAAUCAAAGGAACACGCUGACCGACUAGAAGCAGAGGAACAAGCGAGAGAGCAAGAAAGAGAGCAAGUGAGAAAAGCGGAAGAGGCCAAAGCAGCUGUAAAGACUGCCGAUCACUUGCGUGAUGUGGCAUCGGAGAGGUCGCUGAAAGAAAAGGUGUUAUUCUUUCUUAAAGAGAUGCCUAUUGCUGGAGGAUACGCCGCAUGAACAUUGAAAAGCUACUGUUACAGAUAUGUUGUAAAUAUUAGUCAAAAAGAUAUAUAUUUGUGCAAAGUCUUCUUGGCUCAAUAUUAGUAGGCUGUGGUUUGUGGAUGAAUAUAAACUUAGUUAUUUUUAUGAGUGCAUAAACCUGGUUGUCGACCAGGUUUUGUCUUCUUUUUUUUAAAUGAAUGGAGCCAUUUUGGUUCCGCAAUUACUAUUUUAAAAACUGGAUGUCAUGCCUUAAUUUGGGCGGGCUCUGUUUUUUAUAAUUAUAAAUGUUUACUGUAAAUGAGUAAUCGAGAUUCGGGGUUAUUUCACAGCUGUAUGAUUUGUGGUUUUUUUUUUAGAACAGAUUUUUUAUUUGUUUGAAGAAUAGUUGUAGAGAGUCAAUUAACUCAGUACACAACACCGUAGCUGCCGAGCACGUGCUAAAACAUAUCCUAUUGGUUUACAGCCCCUCUUUCGUUUGAAGGUUCUUGUCUUAUAUUGGUGUGCCUGAGGGAAAAAGCUGGCCCUGUCUCGUUUCAUGCUUUGAUUGGCGAAACGAUGUUAUUUGAGAAUAGAGUCUAUCUUUUUGAAAAUAAUUGUCAUAGAAUGUUGGCAUUUUUAUAAUUGGUUUAGAGUGGCCGGUGGUGGCGACUGCUCUCCGCUGGCGACUGCUAUGUGCGAUGCCUAUAGUCCCAGUCGGGGCCCAGUGCCCUACUCAUACGACUGCGAUGGCUCUGUU